Messenger RNA from Orbicella faveolata, 3481 nucleotides. Its product is annotated as XK-related protein 8-like. The record is from RefSeq and is a predicted model, not a curated record. NCBI's taxonomy places the organism in Eukaryota, Metazoa, Cnidaria, Anthozoa, Scleractinia, Merulinidae. Gene Ontology annotation, cellular component: membrane.
AUGUGUUUCAACUUGCAAUGCAACAAUGUUGCGAGACAAGUCGAAGAAAAGUUUUGCCCGUAUUGCCGGACCUUAAGUGACACCAGAAUCCUUGAUUUAUACCCCAAAGCGAGAAAACGAACAUCCUGGACCUUUUAAUAUGGGAUUCCCCCCGGGGAUGGGAUUGCGACAGUCGAUCGCGAGAUACCUCAGCAAAUCGUCGUCACCACGAUCGCUACAAUCGCUGGAGAGUCACUCAACGAUCACUCUGAAUUGGAACCCUCUUUGCAGCGAUUGUGGCGAUCGCAGCGAUUAUAUAGAAAUCAACCUUAACUGAGCCCUGCGCCGUGCAUUCAGGAAAAAAUACAGCUUCACCAGUUUUCCGUUCUUGCCCUUAUCACGUGUACACUGAAAAAAAAAAAAUACUUGUGAUUGACUGAAAGCAUGCAAAGUUAUGGCUAAUUUUUAAUUUGCACUGCUGUGCAAAUAGACAAUACAGACUCGUUCAUUUAGGCUUGUUUUGUAAUUAUUCAGGCAAAUGAUAAGUAAUAAUCGUAGCUCGCAGCUCGUAGUCUGUCUCACAUUUAUACGAUUCAUAUGAAGUUUUUAUUUCAUACUUGCUAUUAUGUGAAUGACGUCAUGUAACGAGUUCAUGUUCAUGCUCCGUUUUCAAAUUUUUUUUUCUGUCCAAAGCUGACGUUUUUAAAUUCCUCCGAUGAAAUGAAAUUUCUCUAAGUAAAACACCGCUCUCAUCAGACUUCUGUGCGGCUGGCACUUUUCAUCAAUAACUAUAACGCUAGUAAAUAGCAUUAAAAUUAAUUCACACGCUGCCGCAUUAACAUUGUGUUAAGGUUUUAAAUAUUUUUACAUUUCGAACCACUCAUUUCCCGAGAUAAACAAACACAGUUCUAUAGUUGGUCAGCAGCAUGUUAUUGCCCUGCAAGCUGUUUAUGUACAGAACAAACAAGGGGUCUCACAAACUUCUCAAUAUUGAACGAGAAAAGAUUUGGUUUAAACUCUUGAAAGUUAAUACCGUAAAACGAAAUUGCCAUUUCCUUGCUGUACUGAUGUUCAGAUGCUUGCCAUGCGUGCACGCAUAAAUUAUUUCUUCCGGUGUACGAGUGACGUGCGAUUCCUUACCAGCGAAGCAAUUUGUUCGCGAAAUUAAUCGUGGGCAAUUGGUGUUCAUAAAUGGAUGAACAACAUCCAAAACUAUCGCGAUCUAGACUAAAUUUAGAUGAUAAACAGAAGCAGACUGUACGAGCUCUGAGAAGACAACUUUCGACUCAUUCUACAAGCGGUUCGACAACAGAAGGUGACCGAGUGGCAGAGUUAACCGAGGAAGAGGUUCUUCUACUUCGUAAAGUUGUACAAACUCUAACAACUGUUUCAGCGGAUUCCGACUCGAUUAGAGAUAACGUCGACGGAAGAAGAGUAGAUCGAAACUGGUCAGUGGAAAGCUUUCUCUCUUCAAGCCGUGGAAGCACAACUUACGUCAAUCCAGCACGGUUUUAUGUUCGCGUCAAGAAGGAAGAAGUAAAAGCUGUGGAACAAGUCUGUCUCGAAUUAGACGACGAGGAAUUAAACACGAAACCUGCCACGAACGGUUAUGGACAUCUAAACAGCAAAAAUUCAUCCUUACGCAAUUACAAGCAUUAUUAUGGCUACAGUGUCGCUGUGACUCAGCAAACCCUCCCAAGCGAGCGACCGAUUGUAGUUACUACCAAUGAAACCGUGACAGAAGCGUUACCGGAAGACGAAAUCAAAUUCUUAAGCAAAGGACGCACAAAAUAUACCAGCCAUACGAGUAAGCUCAGACAUUUGCCACCACGAGAGCGCUUUAAACAAGCUGUUUAUUUAGUAAUGGGUAAUUUAAAAAUGAGGCCACGUAAAAUGGACAAGGAUUUCUCCGAACUGUGGAGAAAGCGAGGUAACGCAACAUGGCUCGGCGUAUUUUUCUCUGUUGUGGCGAUCGGAGCUUUUCUCGCCGACAUUGGCACUGACCUGAAGGUUGCAGCGGACCAUUACACUGCAGGCAGCAACUGGUGGGCGAGUUUCACAGUCAUGUUUGUAUUGCUGCCGUCAGUGGUCACAAAUCUUUUCUCUUUCUUCUGGUACAAAGAAGAUGAUGAGCAGGUCGGAAGACGGCCGAAGAGUGGCUGGAGAACUGUUGCAAUAACGCAUUUUUUUCUAGUGGGGCUUGUAGAGAGGAACUGGAGAAUUCUCGUCAAAUCGUACAGAAUAAAACGGAAGAAAGACGACCGCGUUGUUGAUCACAAGUUAUUGGUAGCCAUGAAUCUUGAUGCAGCAUUACUGCAGAUGAUCUUAGCCUUCACUGAAGAUGCACCCCAGCUUGUUUUACAACUUUAUGUCCUUGUGUCACGCCGUUACGUUGAUACAUUACAGGCAACAAACAUCCAAGACUUAUGGACCAUGCUGUCAAUCUGCUUUUCGUUUAUUUCCUAUUCCAGAGCGGUUGUCAACUAUAUAAGCUGCCUUCGUGACUCGAAACGUCAUAAAGGCCAGUUGCGCUGGUAUGGUUACCUCUCAAUGUGGUUAUGGCGUGCUUUCAUGAUUAUUUCUCGAAUUCUUGCUCUCGUUUUCUUCGCAACAGAAUUCAAACUCUGGUUCUUCCUAGCUCUAUUGAUUCAUUUUUUCAUAGUCCUCGCGUUUCUCAGCCGUCAUGAGGUUUAUUUCUUUCCAGGGCACAAAUGGCAGCAGCAUUUUGUACGUGCUUUAAUGUCUUAUAUUCAUCUGUUUUGUUUCUUUUGCUUAGAAGGUGUGCGAACGAUAAGCUGGGCAGUGAAAUACUACAUAUUGACUUUCAUAGAAAUUUUGAUUUUUUCGCUUCUCUGGUUCACGAACGAAACGAGACUUUUACCGCUUAGAGUAGAGAUGGCAGGAUUUAUUGUCAUUUAUUUGUUCUUCUCCUUUGGCCUAAUCAUGAUGAGUAUUUACUACAGGUUUUUACAUCCUCGAUUUAAGGAAGCUCGCUUCUCUUUGUCUGCUCCUUUAAAGUCUGAGCUUGCGGAUAGAGAUCCUAACGAAAGGGCAGACGAAAAUCAAGAGCAAAUCUUUGAACUCUGGAUUUAAAUAUAGCAACAAAUCAAGGCUGCGCUCACUGAGUAUUCGCAGCCAAAAAACAACUUUAAAGGAGUUCUGCUGCGAUAGUUUAUGCAGUGUCGUUGUUCGGACGUUCAGAAUCGCUUCCAAAUUGUAGCGAAUCUAAAAUAAUAAUGGAUACCUGCAGAUGAGAAAUAUUAAAACAGAUUAUGGAUGACAAACUUGAAAAAUUUGGCUUAUGUUAUCAAGAUGUCCCAUAGGUGAAAAUAGAUGAUUGUCUAGCUCUCUGUACGCAUUGCUGACCUAGUUAUUACAACAGUUUGUAAAUUAAGUGACUGAAUAACAAUUGGUGGUCUGAUAAACAAACCACGGCGAGAAAGUACACGCAAUCUGGGUCACGGAGGCUGAGUUGAAAUAAUAAACAUCUCUACUUACUGUC